UCACGAUAGUCGUUCACGAACGAUAAACAUCCGAUUAUCUAUUUUUUGCGGACUUAAAGUUGCGUGUCAUUCACUUUGAGUAUUCAACAUUGUCAUCGUGCUUAGGAAAUUAUCUUCGUAAUUUGAAGAAAUCGUGAUGCAAUGCGUAAUCUGAAUAAAUGAUAAGCAUUUUCAUGAAUGGAUAUUAAAUGACGUAAAUUUCUCUAAUCAAGUGUAAUUACCUACGAUGCACCAUUUAUACAGUUUUUUUCAUCGAAUGACGCUUGUCAUUUUACCCUUCGUAAUUGAAUCUGAAACUGUGACAGUGAUUUAAGUGAAAUUCUUCAAAUAUUUAAUGGUCGUACGACGGACUAGAGUAAAAACGAUUGAGAAAGAACGCUUCCUAAGCUUCUAAGCCCGGAAUAGCAGAUCAUCGUAAUUACGACACCGGUUCAAUUCGUUACAUAACGUCAGGCUCGUACGAACAGUGCCACUAGUUUUCUCUAUCGCUAUACCUUUACUCUCUUAUCAUUCAAAGAGGCACGUAUUAUGCGACAGAGUGAUAAGCAAACAAGAAGUGUCAAUAAAUGAAUAAUUAUUAGAAACACUAUCAAACUCGCUAUUUAUAUCUCUCUUAAAUAGAUAGAGAUUAUUUUACAAAAUAUCGAAGAGGCAACUGUGAAAUCAUCAUUGGUAUUGGGAUUCCCUCGAAAAGAACCAACAGUGUUGGUUGCGUUACGCUUGUUAUGGACCCAGUGACGAAUCACCUUCAGUAGAGGGGAGAUAGCGUUGCCUCACGAAGCCGUGGUUUGUCAGAACUACUGUCAGAGCCAGUGUCUUAGACGCUGAUAGACCCGCAACCAUGUGGGUACCACGAACGAUCCUUUUCUUAUUAUUCGUGUUUCUCGCAUCAUGUGCCGAAACGAAGAAUUCGGUGCCGCAGAAGAAGCUGAAGAUCUUGGGAUUCUUUGGCCACCUCGGCAAGAGUCAUUUCGACGUGUUCAAGCCGCUUUUGGAAGAAUUAGCCCGUCGUGGUCACGAUUUGACGGUGGUCUCCCAUUUCCCGAGAACAGAGAAGGCCAUCGCGGCUGAAUCAUUGCCCAAUUACAAGGACAUCGAUUUAAGAGACGAAAGGUACGGUGUAUUCAUAAACGUGGUCGAUCUGAAAAUGAUCACAGAUUCGCCUUUAAGAAUAUUCAUGGAGUUGUACGGUUUGCACAACAUGUCGUCUGUAGCCUGCGAAGUCGGCUUGAAACAUCCACUAGUUAAGCAGUUAGCGACUUCCGGCGCGAAGUUCGACCUGGUGCUCACGGAGAGCUUCAAUACGAAUUGUUUCAUGGUGGUCGUUCACAAGUUCAACGCCCCUGUCAUUGAAAUAUCCACUCAUCAGCUGAUGCCAUGGGCGAUCGAACAUAUGGGAAUUUCUAACGAGGCUAGUUAUAUCCCUACUAUGCUCACCCGUUUGCCAAGGCCGAUGAGUUUCACGGACAGAGUAUGGAACGCUAUAACCAUAUGGUUUUUAACCACUUUUUACAACACCGUCUAUCAUUGGAAGGAUCAAACGAUUGCCGAGCAAGUAUAUGGACCGGGCAUCCCUAAUUUAAAGGACCUCAGCAGAAAUGCAACCAUGAUGUUCGCUAAUACUCAUUACACUCUUCAUGGGUCUAUGCUCUUGCCUCCUAAUGUCGUUGAAGUUGGAGGGCUGCACAUACCGCAGAAAACGAAUCCUCUGCCGAAGGACAUCGCCAAGUUCCUCGACGAAGCUCGCGAGGGUGUUUUGUACUUCAAUCUCGGUUCCAUGGUGAAAACCUCCAGUAUGCCGAAGGAUAAAAUGGACGCCCUGCUGAAAGUAUUCGGUUCUAUUCCUAGGAAGAUCAUCUGGAAGUGGGAGACUGACGAGUUACCGCAACUACCUCCGAAUUUUUUGGUGAAGAAGUGGCUACCCCAAUACGACAUACUGGCUCACCCUAACGUCAAGUGCUACUUCGGCCACGGUGGUCUUCUGGGUUUGUCAGAGGGUGUAUACAGGGGGGUGCCCAUGAUUCUGAUGCCCUUUUACGGGGAUCAGUAUCAGAACUCGAUAGCAGCCCAAGCCAGAGGGGCUGCGAUAGUCUUGAAAUUCACCGAAUUAAACGAACAGACACUGAGACACGCGGUGGACGAAGUUUUCAAUAAUACCAGAUACCUGGAGAACGCUCGGCAGCUUUCAAAAGCUUACAGAGAUCGGCCUGCGACACCAGUGGAGACGGCUGUUUGGUGGACGGAGUACGUGGGUCGAGGGAAUGGUGUGCCGUAUCUAAAAAGCGAGGGGUCAAAGAUGUCCUGGUGCAAACGUAAUCUCGUCGACGUUGCCGCCUUUCUGAUAGCCGUAGCAUUGAUCGUUCUUUACAUUCUUUAUCGCGCGAUCAAGUGUCUCGUCUUCUCAGGCAGGAAGUCAAAGAGCCACAAGAAAAGAGAUUGAAACCUGUGCCAUUAAUAAUACGUACUCCUUCUUUUUAAAGAGAACAUUGUACAAACGUGAAUUUGUGAUGCGACGUGGUUUCUCCUAAUUUUAACUCGCAUCCUCUCGAAACAAAAGUGUGUACGCUUCAAAGGAAAGACCAAAGAGAAGAUGGAAAGGAGAAAAAGGAAAAAAGAAAUAGAAAGAUGAGGGAAAAAAGGGGAGGUUGGGAAGCAGCUUUGCGGGGCAUUACUCGGUAUUUCCCAGGUGGCCGAGUCACCGACUUUGCCUCGUGCCAACGACGAAGGGAACAACGGUGAAGACGAAGAGGCGAAGGUUUUACUGCGACCAGGAGGUUGCAUCGGUUCUCUUCUGGCUGUGCUCACAGCUGGAGGCAACUGGAACCGGUGGUGUGCUCGAAUGCACUUCAACACCGUGCACACACAUCCACCUAGACGAUGACAACAAAGAUGUAUCGCGUCUACCGUUGCCAGAUUAAAUGCGACCGGAUGUUUCCUGCUACCUUCUGUUCGCUCGCGUUCAGUUUUCACCCUCCCACGCUCCGCCUUCGGCCUCUUUCAACUUCCUCCUGGAUCCUCGCUGGAGCGACUCGUAAAGAUAUACGCGGAACGAUAAACGCGACGGAGAAAUUCCGUUCGAACGACGCGUCGAUGGUACUCGCUUCGCGCGAUAACGCGUCUAGCUGGCGAUUCUCGUUUUUCGCGAUAUCGUUAUGGCAAUAUCGCUAGGUUCCUUUCGGAACGACCUCAUCUCAUGGUUUUCUUUUCGCUACUUUCUUCAGCGAUGAAUUCUCACGAGGAUCGUCCAGCGGGAAGGUAAUUUAACCAUGGUGCUCGUUUGAAGUUUCAAUAUUGAUUAGUUUAAUUAAUUACUUGAUAUUGGAAGAAUGUAAGAGUACAAAUAUUAAUUUUUAUGAUUU
This is a messenger RNA of Osmia bicornis bicornis, 3359 nucleotides long. Its product is annotated as UDP-glycosyltransferase UGT5-like. The transcript is spliced from 3 exons. Gene Ontology annotation, molecular function: UDP-glycosyltransferase activity. NCBI's taxonomy places the organism in Eukaryota, Metazoa, Arthropoda, Insecta, Hymenoptera, Megachilidae. Bases 842 to 2440 code for a protein of 532 amino acids. The record is from RefSeq and is a predicted model, not a curated record.